Molecule: messenger RNA, 2151 nt
Organism: Xenia sp. Carnegie-2017
Lineage: Eukaryota; Metazoa; Cnidaria; Anthozoa; Malacalcyonacea; Xeniidae
Product: sorting nexin-29-like
Exons: 13
Coding region: 223-1851 (542 amino acids)
Molecular function (GO): phosphatidylinositol binding
Source: RefSeq, a predicted model, not a curated record
AAAGCAAACAUUGCUCAAAUUGAAAAUGUUGAAUUCAAAGAGACGGAAGAAGGAACUUCUACUGUCAGUUCUCAUGGUAGUUCUUCCACGACAACGACUGCUCACGAUAGUGCCACGAGUUUUACCCGAGCGGCAUACGACAUAUUACAACGUAAUACUGAUUCUCAGGUACAUGCUCGUGGUAACCAUGCUUUCACUAAAAGGCCUGACGAUUUUCUUGAAAUGCCAAAGAACUCUCAGUUGGCUUAUUGUUCGAAUUCUGAGAAUUCAAGUCUUUCUUCCACAAUGGCGAAAACCAACGUUGAGAACAAGGAGAAUGAAACAGAUGAACAAGUGGCUCGAUUAACAAAGAAAAGCCAGGAAGUUCUGCAUCUUAAAGACGAGUUUAAAACUGCGAAUGAUUUGAAAAAAAAUCAUUCUUUGACAACAUCUUUGCAAUCAGGGCAUUACACUGACUCAUCGCUCUUGUCGGAGGAAGAAGUGUGUGAGCCUCUUGUUGAUAUGAACAGCGGUGUAUCUCUAAUUCCCGUAGUUUGCCCCGAUGACGAUAAAGGAGUUAGGAGUCUAGCUAUGUCAGAUGAAAAUGAGCGAUUUACUGUUGCACCUGAGACGUCGCGACAUUUAGUUCAUUCAAUAAAUGAUUCGCCCGUUUCAAGUAUUUACACUGAUGAAGACGUCGAGAAUGAUGCAAGUUUAGCAAUUGGAGCAACUGUUGCAGCGAUAUGUGCCACACGUGAUGGUAGCAUAGAAAUUAAUGAUUACUCAGGAUCGUCAUUGGUCAGAACCAUGGGUGAUGGUUGUAUGAAUCCAUCAGAGGAAUAUCCAUCAGGCAAAGAAAUGACUUCAGAGGAAUUAAAACAGGCGAUUGUAUCGAUGAUGUUAAGAAAAGAUGAAGUUGAAGAACGUAACAGAUCGUUGCAACAACAUUUGGAAAAAGAGAUGAUGAAGUCAGCUGCUCUUCGUCUUCAAUUAGAAGAUUUAAAAAGAGUUAUGUCGUCGAAAAAUGAAGAAAAUUGCGUCGCUCUUAACGGCUUAAAUAGUGAAAAUGAUUUGCUCAAACACCAACUAAAGAAAUACGUGGGUGCUGUUCAAUCGUUGAAAAGAAAUGACUUUAUGGAAGAAGCUCCAGAAAAUGAAAGACUUUCUUCUAUCAUUCUUUCUCCGGAAUCUGACGUCGACGAAGUGAGAAAGGAAGAAAACAAAGAUUUUGAGCGGAAGUUGAUCCAAGUCGCUGAUAUGCAUGGCGAACUUAUUGAACUCAAUGAAAGACUACAAAAAAUGUUGAACGCUCGUGAAUGUCAGCUAAGAAUAUUAAAAGAAGAGCUUGUCAAUCUUAGAGGACCGCUUCCUCAGGACAAUAAUCAUGAUGAAUGUUUAUAUUUGACGGAGUUUGGUCCAAAUUUCAUGUCUGUCAAUACUCGUCCUUUAAUUAACAUUUGGAUUCCAUCUGUUUUUGUACAAGGAAAGUCUCCAAACAUUCACCAUUCUUAUCAGGUUUAUAUCCGUAUCAAAGACGAUGAAUGGAAUGUUUACAAAAGAUACUCGGAUUUUUAUGCCCUACAUAAGAAGACAAGCAAGCAGUUUAAACCUGUUGCACAAUUCACGUUUCCCGCGAAGAAAAUUAUUGGAAAUCGUGACGUCAAUUUUGUGGAAACACGUCGGAAACAAUUGGAAAAUUACUUGAGAAAAUUGAUCAAUUAUAGUCUGGGUGCUGUUCCAGAGUUAGGUGAAAAUCCUUGCAAGAGUUCUUUGUUCAAAUACUUUCCAUUUUUCAUGCAAACUUCAACGGUAUCAUCUGUUUCAACGACGACAACAACAAAACAAACUGUUCCUCCUACAUAUAAUGGUUAAAAGGUAAAACUUGUAGGAUGUCUGUCAAAAAAAACAGAGCAUAGAAAUUGUAUAAGUUGUAUUGUAUAUAUAUAACAUACGUAUAGUUCAGUAUAUAUAAAUAUAAUAUGUCUACAAAGUAGAAGAAUUUCCUGAUGCAUCAACUUCAACGAUUCUUUAUUGUAUGUGUUAUAUACAGAUAUAAUUUGUCAGUAUUUGCUACUAUAUAAUAGUACAUCAUACUGGGUUUUAACAAGUUAAAACAUAAUAUUUAACUUGAAAUGAAAACAAUCGUAUAUUAAAUACAUCACACGAAACCUA